Molecule: messenger RNA, 1183 nt
Organism: Diospyros lotus (date-plum)
Lineage: Eukaryota; Viridiplantae; Streptophyta; Magnoliopsida; Ericales; Ebenaceae
Product: syntaxin-71-like
Exons: 9
Coding region: 139-906 (255 amino acids)
Biological process (GO): intracellular protein transport; vesicle fusion
Cellular component (GO): SNARE complex; endomembrane system
Molecular function (GO): SNARE binding; SNAP receptor activity
Source: RefSeq, a predicted model, not a curated record
GAUCAACCAACCUUUACUGAAAAAACCAGCCAGAGAGAGAGAGAGAGAGGAAGAAAUUACAGUUAGUAGCUCAGGAGAAAUAGAACAGUAGAGAGAAGAGAUGAGCGUGAUCGAUCUCAUAACGCGAGUGGACGCCAUAUGCAAGAAGUACGACAAGUACGAUGUCGACAAGCACCGCGAAUCCAACGCCUCGGCCGGCGACGCCUUCGCCCGCCUCUACGACGCCGUUCGGGCCGACGUCGAUCAAGCCCUGGAGGUGCGAAAUCGAGGGCUGCUUCGGCUGAGACGAAUAGGGCAACCGCUGUGGCCGUGAACGCCGAGGUUCGACGUAGCAAAGCUCGUCUGCUCGAGGAAUUCCCCAAAUUGCAGCGACUUGCUCUCAAAAAGGUCAAAGGGCUUUCAGAGGAGGAGCUUCAAGGUCGAAGUGAUUUGGUUUCUGCUUUGAAAGAGAGGAUUGAAGCAAUACCUGAUGGAUCUACUGUUGCGGCUAAACAAACUAGUGGAUGGGCAGCUUCGGCCUCAUAUACUGGAAUUAAAUUUGACUCAAGUUCAGACAGAAGAUUUGAUAGCGAAUACUUUCAGACAACGGAGGAAUCAAACAAUUUUAGGCAGGAAUAUGAAAUGCGGAAGAUGAAACAGGAUGAAGGAUUAGAGGUUAUUGCUGAGGGGCUGGGUACAUUGAAAAGCAUGGCACAAGACAUGAAUGAGGAGAUGGAUAGGCAAGCGCCAUUAAUGGAUGAAAUAGAUGACAAGGUUGACAGGGCCACGGCAGACCUAAAAAACACGAAUGUGAGACUCAAGGAUACGCUAACACAGCUGAGAUCCAGUCGCAACUUCUGCAUCGACAUCAUACUGCUGUGUAUAAUCCUAGGAAUUGCUGCAUAUUUAUACAAUGUACUAAAGUGAAACCUGUGUUGGGGCAACCAUUUCGGCAAUCCAGGAGGAGAAGAGAGUGCUGGGUCGUGUCCUUAUUAUCCUGUAAAUUCUUGCCCUGUUUCUUGUUGUUAUGGUAGAAAGUAGUAGCUUUCUUGGGAUUGAUCUUCGGAUCUAUGUAGAAACUGUUGGAUUAGUUAACCUUGAUCCAAGAUGGGAUGUUCGCUGUAUCAAUAAUUGCUGAUUUGCAGCUGCUUCUUGAUUGCCUCCCAAUACACAACAGCUCCAAUCCAACGGGCAAUAACCUCAA